AUGGAUGAAAAGAAGUUUUCAUAUUUAUUUUCUUCCACUGAACCAUUGCUUACACCAAAUGUAUCUGGUAGAAUUUUCAUCCCAGAAGAACAAUUACAAAAACAUUAUGUUGAAAUUGUUGAUGAUGAUGGUUUAAAUUUGUUAUCACAUAGUGACAUGAGCUGGGGAUCUUUGGAAGAUAGAUAUGUGCCAUUUGAAAUUCAGUCUGAAGAAGAUUCCUCAUCAAUUACUUCAACUUCUUCUACUUCAAGUUCUAAUCUUUCAUUUUCAUUACUUGAUCAAGUGCCACUUUCAAUUGAUCAUGAUAUAUUAGAAUGUGCAACUUCAAGCAGUUGGAGUAGUUAUGCUUUAGAUAUCAAUUUGUGGAAUGAUGAUAGAGCACCUGUUGUGAAAUUAAGACACCUUAAAGAGAUGUUAUUUGAUGAUUUAGAAUUUUGGGGCCUUUUUACAGAUAGAUUAAUAGGAGUUGGAAAGUCAUUUUUAACUAAAUCACCUGAAAAUGGUCUUUAUAUUCUAAGUAAAUGUAUUAUGAGAAAUAUGGAUGCAUAUAGUUUACGUGUGAUAGAUUUAAAGUUUAAUAGAAUCAAUGAUUUAUUGGAAUUAUCAAACAUCAAAGGUUUAAUACAUGAAAUAGACCUUAGAGGUAAUGGUUGUACAAAAUGGCCCAAUUAUAAAUCUGUACUCUUAUUUUCCAUGCCAAGCAUAUGUAUUAUUGAUGGAAUUGAUGUAUCUACUUCAGAAAAAAUUGCUGCUGUAACUUUAUUUGCAUCGCCAGUAAAUUUAACAGCUGCUCGUACUAUCACAAAACUUACUUUGUUAGAACAAUUGAGCACACCUAAGAUUGAUUUACAUGUUAGACCAUAUGAUGAAACAAGCCCACCUUUGAUAGUACUUACAGGCCCAAGUGCAGUGAAAAAAUUAUCCUUGGCUCUUCAGAUUGCUCAAACAUUACCAAAAAAAGUAAAAUAUUGUCAAUGGUAUACAACAAAAGAAUCAGAACCCAAUGAAACUGAUUUUGAACCCUAUAUUUUUGUAAAUAGAGAAGAAUUUAAUGAUAUGUCUCGCCAUGGAGAAUUUUUAGCAAUUCAAGAAAGACUAGGAAAUAGUUAUGGAUUUCAUCAUAAUCAAAUUACUUCCUUAAUAUUGGAAAACAAAAUUGGUAUCACACAAGCAGACUUGCAUGCAGCCAUUCAAAUAAUUAAACGGUAUUCUAAUAGUAAAGCAGUUCUUGUGCUUACAAAAAGUGAACAAAUUCAUCGCGAGCGAGUGCAAGAAAAGUUUUACAUUAUAGAAAAUGUUCAAACGUCUUCAAUUGAUGUGUUGGGUAAACAACAUGAUAAUGCAACAAUUGAUAUUGCACUUGAAAAUAAAACAUUAUUUGAUAUUAAAACAGACAAAAGUGUAACAGAAAUAGAGAAAGAAAUAUCAGAUAACAAGUUUCAAAAACAAAAAAUUAAUUUACAUACAAAAGAUUAUAGUACAUUACAGGACCAUAAAGGACUAAGAGUAAUUUUAGAUGAACAUGCAAAUAUUAUAAUUGAGGAUGAGCAUUUGAAACGUAAAAGACAUCAAGAAAAACUUCUACAACGUCGAGAUACAUUAGUGCGAGGAGCGGAUUUUCCACUUAUAGAAGAACUUAGUGAAUCGGUAUCUAGCGAAGAAAUUUUAACAAAAAAAUCAGAAGCAAAACAACCAGAACAUAUGAAAGAUUUUUAUACAGAAGUCAUAAUAAAAUCAAGAAAAAUAUACUUAGAUCAACAUAUGAAUAAGCCAGGAUUUUUUUCUUUAGUGGUACUAACAGAUAACUAUUUUAAAGCAUUUAACAAAUUGAUUAAUUUUAUUUAUGAAUUAUAUAUAAAUUAUCCACUUGAGAAACCAAAAUUUUCAUCUGAACUUAAUCAUUUCUCUGAUGUUGCUGUUCCAACAAUGGUUAAUUCUGUUGUUGAUGAAAUGAUACAAUCUUUAUCAACAUCAAUAUUACAAAGAAAAACCUUGUUAAGAAUGUAUGGUGUUACUUCAUGGAAAGAAUUAGUUCCUAAUCAAAGGAUAGAAAAUUCAAUUAAUAUUGCUGAUUAA
This is a messenger RNA of Habropoda laboriosa, 2076 nucleotides long. RefSeq lists its product as uncharacterized. Gene Ontology annotation, molecular function: GMP kinase activity; protein binding. The transcript has 12 exons. The record is from RefSeq and is a predicted model, not a curated record. Bases 1 to 2076 code for a protein of 691 amino acids. Lineage: Eukaryota; Metazoa; Arthropoda; Insecta; Hymenoptera; Apidae. Gene Ontology annotation, cellular component: cytosol.